CCCGGCAGCAAAACUGUUUUUGGUUUUAAUUCCACUUUAUUCUGCUCCAAUCGACCUGAACAGCAGCACUCGCUCCACCACUGAUCUUCUUCAUCAACUAUUUGAUCUCUGUGUGAUUUCUGUGAAUAAUCCAGGCAUCGACAGCCUGGUUUUAUGGACAACUAGCGACGUGGAGGAUCCAGAUCGCCUGCGAUGGUCGAGUGGUCGGAAAUGUCGAAUACUAAAAAACAAAAACAGGUCUGCAAGUAUUUCCUACAAGGCACCUGCAAGAAAGGCGCGCAGUGCUCGUUUCGCCAUGAGAACUCCACCGACGAGCGCGCAAAGGGCCUGCCCAACAGCAUCUACGACCUGACAGACUCGGACAUCAAAGUGUCCGAUGACGACAAGGCCGAACUCGCGUCGAUGAUGAAGUCGCCGCCCGUAUACUUCUACUCCAGCUACGGACUCUCCAAGUUUGCGCGUAAAGGAAUCAUCAACCAUCGCGACAUCUCGCCCGAGGAAAUGCGCGCUGUGUACUACGAAGCCAAAGACGCCGGCGUCGAGCUGUUCUACUACCAACUAGAAGACCUAGUCCGGCAGGACAUGCUCGAUCUGUUCAAGUUCAUUGCCUCAGACACGACCAAAGCCGCAAGAUACCUGCACAACGAAAACACGCCCGCCUUGCUCGCCAUCAGAUACUUCAAAGGAGACAGAGCAGCUGGCGAGCAACUGAGAAGCGCUCUUGCUGGCGGCGCGGGCGGAUCAGGAUCAGGCCUGGCUAGCAACGGUGGACAGGCGGGUAACGGCGGGCUUCAGACAGGUCCCAACGCCGCCUCGCCGUUUGCUUUUCAGACUCCAAAUCAGAAGCAGCAGCAGCAACAACAACAACAGCAAUCGUCGCCAGCGAUGUUUGGCAACAACAGCGGCAACCAGCAAUCCGCGUUUGGAAACAACAGCAACAGCGCCUCUCCGUUUGCAAACUUUGGGAACAACAACAACAGUGGCAGAAAUUCACCCUUUACCUCAGGAUCGCCCGCAGCAUUUGGCUCGACUACCUUUGGCAGCGCCCCCGCCACGAAACUCCCUCCACCACCGGGCCAGAAUGCGGCGAGCGCGUUCGGGCAGACGUCUGCGUUUGGCGGAUUUGCCAACAAGGCUUCACCUUUCAGCGCUUUAGCUUCAGCAGCCAGUCCCUCGUCCGCUGCUUCUUCGCCAGCUUCGACCCCUGCGUUUGGUCAGACCACGUUCGGGCAGACUCAGCAACAGCAGCAGCAGCAGGCAGCGGCAGCAACUCCUUCACGGCCGUUUGGCAGUGCAUUUGGCAGUGGAAACAGCGGCAGUGCGUUUGGCCAGACCAAUAACAAUAGCAGCGGUAGCGCGUUCGGUUCGUUUGGCCAGCAGAAUAGCACGAGUCAAAACAAUUCACCAUCGACGCAGAGCCAGAGUUCUGCGUUCGGCGGCCAAUUUGGCGGAGCAAACAACAACAAGGCUCCAGCAUUUGGCCAGACCGGAUUCGGACAAUCGCCAGCGUUCGGGGCGCCAUCGGGAUUCGGAUCUGCGCCGGCGUCGAACGCGCUGGCGCCGCCAAAAUCUGCGUUUGGAGCCAACGCGGUGUCGUCUAUGCCAGCGUUUGGCAAGACUGGGUUUGGAAGCGGGAACGGGUCUGCGUCGCCGUUUGGAUCGUUUGCGAGUAAGAAUGAUGGCAGCGGGAGCGGGGGAUCGCCGUUUGCGUCGUUUGCGUCGGGGAAUAAUAGUAGUCCGUUUGCUCAGGACAACAAGGGUACUGCUGCAAACAGCGGUAGUGAGAACAACAACAGCAGCAGCAGCAACAACAACAAUGCACAGCAGAAACCCGCAUCUCCAUUCGCUACAUUCAAUAACAACAACACGAGCGCGUUCGGCAGCACCAACAACAACACCCCUACCCCCAGCAGCAACAGCGCAUUCGGAAACACAAACACCAGCACCAGCAACACGUCUGCGUUCGCGAAUCUGACAGCUCAGUCAAAUGCCAACGCGAGCCCACAAAGCAAGCCAGCUACGCCGGCGUUCGGCAGCGCAGCAGUCGGUGGUCAGAAGGCAGGCGCGUCUGUGUUUGGGUCGUUUGGAAAUACGAAUGCGACGGCGUCGUCGCCAUCGCCGCAGUCGACGUUCGGAGCACAGGCGUCGGGUUCUAGUACGCCAGCGAAGUCUUUGUUUGGAAGUACGAAGAGCGCGUUUGGAUCGCAGGCAGCGUCUCCGGCUGUGUCUACGUCUAUGUCUACGUCUACUGCGAGCCCGAAGACGGCGAAGCCAGCGGAGGUGGCAGCAGGGGCAGCAGGGGUGGCAGCAGGCGAGUACUUUACGCACGCGAUGCAACGAUUCCCACUCUCCGAGGAAAGCUCCAACACCGACUUCCCAGGUCUCCCCGCGCGGCCGCGGACGAUGAUCGAGCAGAUGGUUACACAGUUCGCAGAGCUUGGGCGGACGCCGGUCGCAGCCAACGCGAGGAAUCCGCGGACGGGCAAUUCGGUGUCGAGGCAGAGUUCGGCGGCGGUGUAUUUGCCAGAGAUUAGUGAUCUGACAGAGACGGAGAGGAAAGCGUUUGAGGGGCGGCAGUUUGAGAUUGGGAAGGUGCCGGAGGUGUUGCCGCCUUUGCAGUAUAUAUGAUUAAGAGUGUACAUAGGAUUGAGUUGCAGGCGUUUAGCAUUA
Myxozyma melibiosi is the source of this 2670-nucleotide messenger RNA. RefSeq lists its product as uncharacterized. The transcript is spliced from 5 exons. Bases 193 to 2628 code for a protein of 811 amino acids. NCBI's taxonomy places the organism in Eukaryota, Fungi, Ascomycota, Lipomycetes, Lipomycetales, Lipomycetaceae. Gene Ontology annotation, molecular function: metal ion binding. The record is from RefSeq and is a predicted model, not a curated record.